This is a messenger RNA of Penicillium cataractarum, 1059 nucleotides long. RefSeq lists its product as uncharacterized. The coding region runs from base 1 to 1059 and encodes 352 amino acids. NCBI's taxonomy places the organism in Eukaryota, Fungi, Ascomycota, Eurotiomycetes, Eurotiales, Aspergillaceae. The record is from RefSeq and is a predicted model, not a curated record. The transcript has 2 exons. Gene Ontology annotation, cellular component: membrane.
AUGAGUUCCGACGACGAAGUGGUUAGCUACUACAAAUACGAUCCCAGCCAUGUGCUGCCUGCGGUCUUUGCAGGUGUCGUAUUCGUUAGCUUGGUCGCGCACAUUUGGCAAAACUUUCGUUAUCACUUUUGGAGAGUGACCUUCUGGGCAUUUUGGGGCGGCCUAAUUUUUACAAUCGGCUGGAUCCUGCGAUGCAUCAGCAGCUACCAUCCCGCAAAUAAGAAUCUGUUCAUCGCCCAAUCUAUAUUCAUCUACCUUGCUCCUCCCGUCUACUCCGCCGCCGCAUAUAAUAUCGUCGGUCGACUUAUGAACUACCUUCCCAUGCACGCCGUGUUCCAUCCCAAUCGCGUUCUCAUGGUUUUCGUGUAUGCCGGUGCUGCAGUUGAAGGUAUCACUGUGGCAGGCGCGGCCAAGAAUGCAGCAGCUGGUGAUGAUCUGGAGCAAUACAAGAGCGGUGGCGUUCUAAUUGCUGUUGGUCUCAUCCUUCAGGCCGUUGUUGAAGGCCUGGUGAUCACUGUUGUCGCAAUGGUCCAUAUUCGAGCUGCCAAGGCAGGGCCGGUCCCUCGAAACGUGAAAACUAUCUGCAUGACACUAUACGGGACUUCCACAUUCAUCUUACUUCGCUGCAUCUUCCGCGCUGUCGAGUCUUUCGAGAUGUUUGGCAAUCUCGGCUGCACCGAGAACUGUGGCCCGAUUCUUAGCAAUGAAUGGUAUCUGUUUGCCUUUGAGCUGGGACCUAUGUUAAUUUUCACUUUCUGGUUGAACUUGCUUCAUCCCGGUCGCUUUUUGCCCCGGAAUAAGACGCGUUAUCUCGACACUGAUGGUCGCACCGAGCGUAUGGGACCCGGGUGGAUCGAUCGCCGUGAUCCAUGGGAGACUUUCAUCGACCCUCUUGACUUCCAGGGCAAGCUGAAAGGGCAAGUUUCUCACGACCAGUACUGGUUGAGGCCUGACGAGUGGCCCAUCUGUGAUGACGGUAGCUUUGCCGACGGGACUGCAUCAAAUAUCAAGUCAAGACCGGCAACCUGGGAAAAAAUUCUUCGGCCCGGUGAAGUCUAG